AUGGCACUGAUGCAACAAGGAUACCAAAACUACAUGGCAAAACGAAAGCUGGAUUUUGAAAACAUAACCGACGAAAACGAACCACCCUCUAAACGCAACACAAGGAGUACUCAGGUAAGCACAGCGGUGACUCUUUAUCUUUAGAAAAAUUUUGUCAAAAGACCAAGCGCGCGUUUAUGCUAAUCAUUGGAAACAUCAAAUCUUCAUGCUUAUAACAGGCUGCCGCCGAAAAAGAAGCAGCUCUUCCCGAUGGAACUCGUCUAAUUGACCUUGACACAUUUCGGAAACGUCUCCAAAGCUGCACUCACUGUCAAUCAGGUAAAUGUAUGUACCAUUUCUAAACAAAGCCUGACCAGAAUGGACUUUGCUAGACUGGACUUUAACAUUUGCUCUUUAGAAAAAUUAUAAUAUAAUCUACCAUUUUGUGUUUGCUAUUGAAUUUAGUAUCUACUGUAAACCCACAACUUUUUGUUUAUCANUGCAAAGAACAUUUUAAAGAAAUCACGGCAAGAGGACCCCUAUAUUGCUUUGCUGGCAUAUCGCAAUACACCACAGCAGGGUCACGUUUAUUCCCCGGCACAGAGAUUGAUGUCUAGAAGACUCCGGGAUCUGAUUCCCAUGGCUACAAGCAAACUCCAACCACAACUAACAGUGCCAAGUGUAGUGACCCAGAACAUUGCGGAAAGGAAACAAAAGGCCAAGACCCACUAUGACAAACGAGCAUCAAAGCAGCUCAGUGAAUUUGCAAUCGGCGAGAGAGUCUUCGUGAAACCGAGCCCGAGGAACAGAAGCAAACCCUGGAUACAUGGUGAGGUGGUUAACAAGCCUGCGCCAAGAUCGUGCACUUUAAGUACUCCAUUGGGGCUUGUUCGUCGGAAUCACGCACAAAUUAGGAAAGCAUCCACCGAUCCGGUGCGCGGCUACAGUGAAUCGGUAUCAAUCGACACAGAUGUAGCAUCAGAUACAUCUGAGCAGGUGGACGACCCCUCAAGUCCAAACAGCGGUGGAACAGAACAGGUGGAGCAGCCCGAGUACGUGAACCCUGAACAUCAUGCAUCACCGGAAAUCGUGCUGCGGAGGUCGUCUAGGAACCGGAAGUUACCCUCCAGAUUUAAAGAUUACGUAAUGAACAUUAGUUGAACACUUGCAUAGCUUUGAGACAUCGAGACAUGAAGUACUUUGACUUAUCUCAUGGAUUACGCCAUAGCACAAACUGUUACUCUGUAUCAUGUGUUUCGUGACUUUAUUCAUUUAUGUUCAUUUUAAUUUUAUUUUUUUAUUUUUUAAUUUUUUCAUGAAAGGAAAGGUGUUGCACGUUCACAUGUAACUCAUUAGCAUACGUAGCUUGUUGCACGUGCAUUUGCAAUGUGCAGUAAAUUAGCAUAUCCAACUUGUUACUUAGACUUUGACAUUUUCGCAAUUAAAGCAAUAUCUUCAUCGAGUGCACCACGCUAUCAACAAAAAGCAUCUGGAAAAAUAUUAUGGGUAGGAGCAAAAAAAGAGUAGGCAUUUCUUAUGCUAGAAUACAUCAAAUAUGCUAGAUGUUUUAUUCACACAUAGCCCUUUUAUUUCACUUAUCAUAUUUAGGUCCACUUUCUUUUUACAGUGUGGGGGAUGAAGUACGCCAUGGCCUAGCUAGCACAUUUGUGAUUAUUAUUUGUCCAGUCUGUGGAAAAAAAUAA
Porites evermanni is the source of this 1682-nucleotide messenger RNA. The record is from the annotation of a GenBank genome assembly. Lineage: Eukaryota; Metazoa; Cnidaria; Anthozoa; Scleractinia; Poritidae.